AUGUCUUCCAAAUCUGCAGUCAUAUCAGUUAUCGGCUCUCUCAAUGUCGACCUCGUCACUCGCACGCCCCGUGUGCCUGUUGCGGGUGAGACGCUGACGACCGAGUCUUUUAACACAGGAUUCGGCGGAAAGGGCGCGAAUCAAGCCGUUGCUUGUGCGCGACUCUCGAGAACGCAAAAACAGGCGUCGAAUAAGGAAGCGUCUGAUGUUGAAGUUCGCAUGGUCGGCGCUGUGGGAGACGAUGAAUUUCAUGAGGGGUUCCUGAAGAGUUUGCAGGCAGAUGGGCUGGGCACAAAGGGUGUUAAGAUAUUGAAGGGCAAGAAGACGGGCGUUGCAGUCAUCGUGGUUGAGACUGGAACGGGAGAGAAUAGAAUCAUGUUUUGCCCGGGGGCGAACUACGACGUGCAGGUGGAGGAUCUGGUGGACGAUGAUGCUGCUGUGGUUCUGUUCCAGCUGGAAUUACCGUUGCAAGUUGUACUAUACAACAUGAAUCUGGCACGUGAGAAAGGUGCAGAGACGAUCAUCAACCCUGCACCAGCUAUUCCUCUUCCAGACGAGGCAUACCGCGGCCUUGGUCAUCUGAUCGUAAACGAGACGGAGGCUGCUACAUUAUCUGGCAUCGAGAACCCUACAUCAUGGGAUGAAGUCGCAUCUGUCUUCAUCAACAGAGGUGUAAAGAACGUGAUCAUCACUCUUGGCGGAGAGGGCGUGUACUAUCGAACAGACAAGCAACAUGCAAAGGAACAGCCUGGCCAGAUUGUGCCGGCGAGGAAGGUUCAAGUGGUUGAUACCACAGCAGCUGGUGACACAUUCGUUGGUGCCUAUUCCGUUGCUGUUGCGAGAUGGAGAUCUUCCGCUCAGACUACCGAAUUUGACCUCGACUCUGCGAUAAGAAAUGCUAAUCUGGCUGCUUCGUUGACCGUGCAGAAAGCGGGUGCGCAAUCCUCGAUCCCUUGGGUUGAUGAGGUUUCGUCGUCAUAA
Messenger RNA from Didymosphaeria variabile, 981 nucleotides. RefSeq names its product putative ribokinase (gene RBK1). The coding region runs from base 1 to 981 and encodes 326 amino acids. The record is from RefSeq and is a predicted model, not a curated record. Gene Ontology annotation, biological process: D-ribose metabolic process. Gene Ontology annotation, molecular function: ribokinase activity. NCBI's taxonomy places the organism in Eukaryota, Fungi, Ascomycota, Dothideomycetes, Pleosporales, Didymosphaeriaceae. The transcript has 3 exons.